UCAGCUAUAAGGCUCGAGCUGACAGCAAACUCUGGAUCUUUCGCCGAUGUCCGCCAUGCGUCGGCAUCUGUGAGAAGGAAGGUAUUGGUCUCAUCGAGCUGGCUAUCGAAGCCCCUGAGACUCUCGGUUUAGCAAGUAGAAGCAGGUCUUUGCACAGCUUGGUAGCCCCGAACUCAAGCUGACCUCGCUUGCUGCCACACAAAGCUCGACUCAUGUGACUCUGCGCCAGGGUCACUCCGGCUUACCACAUGUCGAACUCGGCCUUGCACGUCCGACGGGCCCAGAAAUAGCCCAGGCCCUCCGAGUGGUCCGGUCCGUCCGGGCAGUCCUGGAUUUGUCUUUAUAACCGAACCGAGUUGACAUCUCAUAGUCUGUUCAGAAGAGAUGCCAAGGUCGGUCCCCGGCAACACAUAACGUUGACUAUUAUGACUCGUACAUAAGUGUCGUUCCCGGACGGAAAACCACAGGCUUCUGGGCAGGCAUAGAAACCCUGAAGGGAAAACUGCAGCAGCUCAACAUUAACCCCGGCUGGGCUGUUGGGGAUAAGCUCUCCCGCUGCAAGUCCUCACGGGGUUUGAGGCUUGGGAUGGACGGAUUCAACAGGGGGAUGGGUCGAAUUGCAGAAUGGCAUGUGAAGAAAUGGAACCUGGAGAAAGGGAACUGCUGGGGGUACUAGCGCCCCCGCUCUCGGCAAAACAGACGGCUGUGGAGAAUGGAAUGCGGCCACUGGCAACCGCGUGUGCCUCGGCUUAACAGUCCGGCAGCACUGGGACACAGGGGGACAGGGGUCAUCUGGCUGCCCUCCAGCACACCUGCCGACGUCAAAGGACACCCACGGGUCUUUAUUAGAAGACAGAUGCAUCCGGCUCGUUAUUAACCGCCAUUCGUAUAGUUUUACCUCACGAAUCUAAUCCCUCUCCUUUUCCUUCACCACCAUUCCUCACACCACACAUACACAAUGGCGGAACAGUUGAGAUACGACGGCCAAGUCGUUGUCGUCACCGGCGCUGGCGGCGGUCUCGGCAAGGCUUAUGCCACUUUCUUUGCGUCUCGCGGCGCCAGUGUCGUUGUCAACGACCUCGGCGGCUCUUUCAAGGGCGAGGGUAACGACUCCAAGGCUGCCGAUGUUGUCGUCAACGAGAUCAAGGCCGCCGGUGGCAAGGCCGUUGCCAACUACAACAGCGUCGAGGAUGGUGACAAGAUCAUCGAGACUGCUAUCAAGGCUUUCGGCCGCAUCGAUAUCCUCAUCAACAACGCCGGUAUCCUCCGCGAUGUCAGCUUCAAGAACAUGAAGGAUGUGGACUGGGACCUCAUCAUGAAGGUCCACGUCAAGGGCAGCUACAAGUGCGCUCGUGCCGCCUGGCCUCACUUCCGCAAGCAAAAGUUCGGUCGCGUCAUCAACACCGCUUCUGCUGCUGGUCUGUUCGGCAACUUCGGCCAGGCCAACUACUCCGCCGCCAAGCUCGCCAUGGUUGGCUUCACGGAGACUCUCGCCAAGGAGGGUGCCAAGUACAACAUUAUCUCCAACGUCAUUGCUCCCAUUGCUGCCAGCCGCAUGACCGAGACCGUCAUGCCCCCAGAUGUUCUCGCGCUCAUGAAGCCUGAGUGGGUUGUGCCCCUCGUUGCCGUUUUGGUUCACAAGAACAACACUAGCGAGAGCGGUUCUAUCUUCGAGGUCGGUGGUGGUCACAUCGCCAAGCUCAGAUGGGAGAGGUCCAGCGGCCUGCUCCUCAAGUGCGACGACACCUACACCCCUGGUGCCAUUCUCAAGAAGUGGAACAAGGUCACCGACUUCUCCAACCCACAAUACCCCAGCGGACCCAACGACUUCCUCACCCUUUUGGAGGAGUCUCAGAAGCUCGGCCCCAACGAGCAAGGUGAGAAGAUUGACUUCACUGGCCGUGUUGCUCUCGUCACGGGUGGCGGUGCUGGUAUCGGCCGUGCUUACUGCUUGGCCUUUGCCCGUGCUGGCGCUUCCGUUGUUGUUAACGAUCUCGUUAACCCCGACGAUGUUGUCAAUGAGAUCAAGGCCAUGGGUGGAAAGGCUGUCGGUGCCAAGUACUCCGCCGAGGACGGUGAUGCUGUUGUCAAGGUUGCCAUUGACACCUUUGGCCGUAUCGAUAUCGUAAUCAACAACGCCGGUAUCCUUCGCGACAAGGCUUUCACCAACAUGGACGACAACCUCUGGGACCCAGUCAUGAACGUCCAUGCCCGCGGUACCUACAAGGUCACCAAGGCUGCCUGGCCCUACUUCCUCAAGCAGAAGUACGGCCGUGUUGUCAACACCACCUCCACCAGUGGUAUCUAUGGCAACUUCGGCCAGGCCAACUACGCUGCUGCCAAAUGCGCCAUUCUCGGCUUCUCUCGCGCUCUUGCGCUCGAGGGUGCGAAGUACAACAUCUUCGUCAAUACUAUCGCCCCCAACGCCGGUACUGCCAUGACCAAGACCAUCCUUCCCGAGGAGCUUGUCCAGGCCUUCAAGCCCGACUACAUCGCUCCUCUCGUCCUCGCUCUCUCCAGCGACAAGGUUCCCAACCCCACCGGUGGCCUCUACGAGGUUGGCAGCGGUUGGGUCGGCCAGACCAGGUGGCAGCGCACUGCUGGUCACGGCUUCCCCGUCGACGUUCCCCUGACUCCUGAGGAGGUUGUCAAGAACUGGAACGACAUCAUCACCUUUGACAACCGCGCCGACCAUCCCGCGAAGACCCAGGACAGUCUCGAGAAGAUCAUGGCGAAUAUGGAGAACAAGUCCGGCUCGGGAAAGAGCGCCGGCGGCGAUAACAAAUACCUCCAAGCCCAGCAAGAAGCCCUCAAGACUGAGAGCAAGGGAACUGAGUUCAACUACACUGAGCGCGACAUCAUGCUCUACAACCUUGGUAUCGGUGCCAAGCGCACCGAUCUCCGCUACGUAUUUGAGGGUGCUGAGGACUUCCAGGCCAUCCCCACCUUCGGCGUCAUUCCCCCAUUCGAUACCGAGUUCCCCUACUCGUUUGACGACCUCGUUCCCAACUUCAACCCCAUGAUGCUCCUCCACGGCGAGCAGUACCUCGAGGUCAAGAAGUACCCAGUCCCCACCGCCGGCAAGCUCAUCUCCAAGGGUAAGCUCAUCGAGGUUGUUGACAAGGGCAACGCCGCUAUUGUCAGGCAAGGAAUCACCACCACCAACGCUGAGACUGGCGAGGAGAUCUUUUACAACGAGAUGACCGUCUUCCUCAGAGGGUGCGGUGGUUUCGGUGGGCAGAAGAAGCCUGCUGACCGUGGCGCCGCUACCGCUGCCAACAAGCCCCCCGCUCGCACCCCGGAUGUCGUUGUCGAGGAGAAGACCACUGAGGAGCAGGCCGCCAUCUACCGGUUGUCCGGUGACUACAACCCCCUCCACAUCGACCCCGGCUUCGCCAAGAUGGGUGGCUUCAAGGUGCCCAUCCUCCACGGCCUGUGCUUCUUUGGUAUUGCUGGCAAGGCCGUCUACGAGAAGUUUGGCAAGUUCAAGAACGUCAAGGUCAGAUUUGCGGGCACAGUAAACCCCGGUCAGACCCUCGUCACCGAGAUGUGGAAGGAAGGAAACAAGGUCAUCUUCCAGACCAAGGUCAAGGAGACUGGCAAGCUGGCUAUUGGCGGUGCCGCGGCGGAGUUGCUUUAAUUCAAGUGAUGAUAGAACGUGGGUGUAAAUAAAUUUGAGGGACAGAAUGUGUAUGAUUAUAGUAAAGCUGAAGGAGUCAGACAGACAGAUAUCAUAAUUGGAUAGGAAUGGAAGUGUGGUCCAGUCACACAGAUUUUAUGUUUACACCUUCCAGGUUUCUGUUGACA
This is a messenger RNA of Podospora pseudocomata, 3807 nucleotides long. It is a transcript of the gene FOX2, whose product is annotated as bifunctional hydroxyacyl-CoA dehydrogenase/enoyl-CoA hydratase fox2. The transcript has 4 exons. Lineage: Eukaryota; Fungi; Ascomycota; Sordariomycetes; Sordariales; Podosporaceae. Gene Ontology annotation, molecular function: oxidoreductase activity. Bases 959 to 3640 code for a protein of 893 amino acids. The record is from RefSeq and is a predicted model, not a curated record.